Bactrocera latifrons is the source of this 3517-nucleotide messenger RNA. RefSeq lists its product as uncharacterized. The transcript has 8 exons. The coding region runs from base 362 to 2146 and encodes 594 amino acids. Lineage: Eukaryota; Metazoa; Arthropoda; Insecta; Diptera; Tephritidae. The record is from RefSeq and is a predicted model, not a curated record.
CAUUGGCGCAUAUUUUACAUUCUGUUUUCUUUCAACGAUCACAAAUUUACAAUUGAUACGCAGUUGGAGUGAAAAUCGUUUUUGGAAAAAUUACCUUUAUUAAAUGCAUAUUAACGACUUCUUUAACUUCAUUAAGUGAAAAGCUACGUUAAACUUUAGUGGAGUGACUGUAUUAUCAGCAAAACCAUAAAGGUGCUCUAAAAGGAGCGUGACAAGUGAAAUAAGGAAAUCUUGUGUGAUUAACAAAAAAGUGAUUGUCACUAGCGCUGGCGUUAGAGACGGUGAAAUAUUCGUAAUAAAUGUGAAAAUAAAUAAUAAUAUCCUAUACACAUAUUUAUUUAAUAAUAAAAAAAGUUUCAAAAUGAGAACGGAAAUACCGAGCCAGAAACGGUGCAUUCAUCUUGUACUGCUAAUGGCAUUCGUAUUAAGCACAUUGGUGACAGCUGAUUAUGUUGAAAUAAAAAGCACAGGAUCGUCAGUAAUUGGUGGAACUGUAAAUUUCAGUGCUGUGCUUUACGAUGAUGGUCAAGUCGCGAGUACGGGAGAUUACAUGUUCAACUGGGAGGAUAAUACACCAGCUGCUAAUAAUGUGAAAAUCAAUACAAAAUAUCCCUAUAGCAAUUGGUCUGUAACAUAUCCGAUGAAUACAAGCAAACCUGGUGAUUAUCGGGUCACAUUAAAAGUCGAUAAGAAUUAUAUAUUAUGGAUAAAUAUAGCAACGAAUCACAUUGAUUUCAAAUUGGAUGACUCCCUCGGCGGUGAUAUGCUGCUGCUGCAAAACGAUACCAAACCAAGAAAAAAUUUUAUUUCUACCGCACAGCCGGUCAAUCACACAAUACAGUUGCGGCCAAACGAUGCCAAGUUAAUUGCGGACAAAGCCUACGAAGUACAUACUUAUUGGUUCAGAAAUUGUACUUACAUUGGUGUUAUCAAUGGACUUAGUUACGUAGCGCAAUAUACUGAACCUGAUCAAUAUUAUAAAAUUGAAGCUUUGGUCGUGGCGAGUUUCGAGAAACCACCUGAACCUAUAACUACGACAACGACGACAACAACAACACCAAUACAUACAACCACACCUGCAACAACCACCACCACUCACAACCCGAACAAUGAUACCACUCCAAAAACAAAAACUCCAACAGUAAACCCCACUACUCUGGCGCCAAGACAAAGGCGACGUCGCGGUGCAGCUGCACCGAUACCAUUAACGUCACUACCUGCGCAGCAAGCAUUAACUGUCAACACAACUGUGACUGAUCAAGUGCACGAUGCCGUUGCUUUGAAUACUACAACAAAAGCAGCAUCCAAAAAAGUCGACUUACCCAUACUUAUGUCGCCACUGCUGUUGGAUGGCGAACCACCCUAUAAUUGUGUCACUGGGCAAUUAAUUGGACAUGGGCCUAAAAAUCUAACCGGCCUCUUUAAACAUUACGUGGAAUCAAAAGCUCCCGUUUCGGACUUCAAGGCUAACGGUCAAAAUUGGCUACAACGCGGUGAUAUGAUGCGCCUACAAGUGAAUUGCAAAGGCUCACCUUCACUGGAGAUGUGUAUUCAGGUCUUCAACGCUCCAUAUAAUGCCACCGGCAACGAGACUUGCCGUUACUAUUUCCCACUCGAGAAAUGCGAAUACAAUUACACGCGUUUUUUCUACGAGAGCAAAACAGUUUUAUUUUUCAUACGCAAUGAAGUGUCUGAAAAGCUGAAUCAGGUCACAAUUAAUAUAUACGAAGCAAAAGUGCAAUCGCAAUUAUCUGUUGUGGUGGUGCCGGUGUCAUUCACUUUAAUCGCUGUAAUUCUAAUCGUUUUCGGUGUCUCUUAUUAUUUGCAGUCGCGAAAUCGUUUCACAGUAGAAGUGGCCGAUUUUAAUUUUGGCGAGACACAAUCUGUUGAUAUGGAGUACAAAACAUUUCAGCAACGUCUUAUCGACAGCAUACGUGAAGUGUGGCCUAGGCAACGACGCUACUCCGAAUUCAAUUCAGACAUGGAGCCGGAGUUUGAUCACAGUGGUCGCAUUGGCGGCGCCUUUGAUAACAGUGAGCAAAGACCCCACGUUGCUGACGAGGAAAAUGAAAAUAAUGCAACAACUAGCGCUGGAAGUGGCAAUACUACUAUAGAUAGCAAUCUCAGAUAUAAUGCAUUGACUUAAGUUGUGAAGAUCGUAGAUAUUAGAUUUUAGAAUUUAUACAAAUUUUGAAAAACGUUUUUUUUUUUUGACUUUUACAUUUAUAAUAUGCACAGAAAGUCAGUUCAAAGUCGUUUGAAUCUUCAUUCUAAUUUGCGAUUACGUAUUUAUAACGAGCUGGUAAUGGUAUUUGUGUAUUUCAUAGUAAUUUCUUUUUUUUUUUGUUUUUGAAUUGGUUUAGUUGCAACAUGUAUUGCUUUUUAUUUAUUUAUUUUUUGUUUUGUGCUUAGGGUAUAUUUUUUGUAUUCACCCGUAUAUUUAAUUUUGUAUAUAUGAAUUCAUGUACCGUUUAUUGAACGCAUGCAACUAACUAUAUUAAAAUUGUGCAUGCAUUUUGUUAUAAUAUUACGAAACUACAAGCACUAAGCAUAUAACGCUACACACUCAUCAAAAGGUAUAUAUUAUAAAAAUUGUUAAGAAAAUCAGAAAGGAGAAACAUUUCAAUUCCCAUAUUUGCCAAAUCGUAUAAAGUCCAAUAAAUGUAAAAUUUAAUACCGAAAUGUUCGUACAAAAAAUUUGGCAAUUAUUAUUUUUUAUGGAGAUUCCUCUUGGUGUAAGACUGUAACACUCUUAGCAGGCAGCGAUAUAGGUGUUAUACAUAAAUAGGUAAUUAGAAGCACAUGCAGAAAUGAAAUAUGACGAUGUCCACAACUAAAGCUGCAAUUCGUUGAAAGAAUACAAAUACAUAUAUAAAGCUUACAACUUUUGUUCUUUAAAUGCUGUGCAAUGAUGGCUUAAGGAAAAGGUUACUCACUGAAAAUAUUUCUACUCCGCAUAUUUUUACUGAGUUUAUUAAACACAUUCGCUAUUGUGGUAUAUUUGAUUGUGAUAAUUGAUGAAAAAAUUUAUUGAAAUAUACUUUAUAAAAUAUUUUAUGCAGUGCUCGACACACAAAUACAUCACGAAGAAAUACAAGUUUACAUUGUAUACUGAAACACAACUAUUAACUAUAGAAAAUUUUUCAAAAAUUCUAAAUACUUUUGCAACUUUGGGCUAUCCACUUUUUUGCUUCAAUAAACGAUUAUGAUUUCAUGUUAUGUAUGAGAAAAGGCAUAUUAAAAACAUGUAUAUCCAUUGUAAUAUGUUAAAAUAGUUUGAGUUGACUUAAUGCGCGCAAUUUGAGUUUUUAAGUCAACUAAUCGCAUCACAACAUGGUAUUUUAACCUAAACUAUAGCUUAACAUCGGAAACUUUAUAUUGCGUUAAAACAUAGAUAAAUCAUAUUUCCAUAUUCCCACUAGAAAUCGAGUAACUAUUUAGUUUAAGUCGUAUUAAGCUACUUUAACAUGUUGACACAUAUAAAUUAUAAAUAUGAAUUGUUGAAUAUAAGCAAAAC